CUUAAAUUCAAACGUAUCAGCCGGCUCAGCUGUACCACGGCAGCUCUCCAGUCAGCCGAUUACUCGGUAGCUCCAGCGCGACCAAGCGAGACAGGGAGCCCAGAUCGCCAGGCAAAGGGCCUGUCAGGCCGGUGGCCUCGAGGACUAGGUGGGUAAGGUUGCGGCAAUGAGUGAUACUGGCCGGGAAGGGUCCCUCCAUCCGCUUAUUAUCAGACAUAGUCAGGAUCCGCAGUCGGUGAAGCCUGCCGAUGUCUUCAGGGAUAGGUCCUGAGAGGUCUGUCCUUAUGAGCUCGAGAGCCUCGAGGCGGGAUAGAUUGGCGAGGGAGGACGGGAUUGGACCGCUUAGUAAAUCGACGAUGUACAGGCCCUUCAGAUAAGGCAGCUGGCCAAUUGUAGUUGGAAGCGGACCGGUCAUCCCAUCCUGCAAUACCGCCACGCGCAUGAGCAUACGUGUGCAUGAAUGUGUGCGUUAGAUGUAACUGACCACUCCAGAAAGGUCGAUGACGCGAAGAGAGGUCACUUUGGCGAUGUCAUCGUCCAAGCUUCCCUGUAUGGGCAUUUCAUCAGCGAGGAAACAUACCAGGUGCCGCAACCGAUUGAACGACGCCGAGAAUACCAAAGCGUUCCGGCCUCGCUGCUGUAAGAUCAGCGGCACAUCCGAUACCUCCAUGUGCCUACGAUCCGCUGUCAGAGCAAGAAUAUAUCCCUCCCGCGGGCCGCCAUCCGCCAGCGCCUCACUCAGCCGCACACACGUGAUGAAGGGGACGACGCACAGAUUGUCUUCAAAGGUGGACUUGGUCUCGUUGCCGACCAAUCCGGCCUCAUAAGACCACUCGAACAGAGCUGCAGCAUCCUCCUGACACGAAUCGCACCGCAUGAGCUCCUCCAUUUCGGUAUAGGGAAGAAUAUUGUGGCCAUAUUCGUAUGCCGGGAGAAAGGGGUCAAAGCGUUGCAGGAACUUCAGCCGCCUGGCAUCAUGCCAGCCGGGAGGGAGGGGAAGGGAGAGAUCCGAACCAUUGGCGGGCUGAAGGGUGCGCCGGAAGGGCGAGCAAGCCACGAGCGACGAUGAGAGGGCAAGAAACGCCGCACAUAGAAGAAUCACCAUCGGAUACUCAUCGACCAAGCCCUUCGCAUUCCAUAAACGACAUCUGAUGCUGUGGAUGAGCGAUGCAUAGCAAUGCUGAUCUGGCAG
Molecule: messenger RNA, 1192 nt
Organism: Vitrella brassicaformis
Lineage: Eukaryota; Vitrellaceae
Source: the annotation of a GenBank genome assembly